AGGUCCUGGCCGGGCCCCGCCGGCGGCCGCCGCGAUGAGCAACAACCAGCAGCCCCCGCCGCCGCGGCGGGUCACCAACGUGGGCUCCAUGCUGCUCACCCCGCAAGAGAACGAGAGCCUCUUCGGCUUCCUCGGCAAGAAAUGCGUGACAAUGUGUUCUGCAGUUAUUCAGAUUUAUGCAGCAGAUCGCAAUGCCAUGUGGUCAAAGAAGUGCUGUGGUGUAGCUUGCCUUGUAAAGGACAAUCCACAAAGGUCUUAUUUUAUUAGAAUAUAUGAUAUCAAGGAUGGAAAACAAUUGUGGGAACAAGAAUUGUAUAAUAACUUUGUAUAUAAUAGUCCUAGAACAUAUUUUCAUACCUUUGCUGGAGACGCAUGUCAGGUGGGUCUUAAUUUUGCUAAUGAAGAAGAAGCUAAAAAAUUCCAAAAGGCAUUAACAGACUUGCUUGGACGACGGCAACGAAAAUCUGAGAAAAGGAGAGAUCUACCAAAUGGUCCAAGCCUACCAAUGGCAACUGUUGACAUCAAAAAUCCAGAAAUUACUACUAAUAGAUUUUAUGGUUCACAAGUCAACAAUAUCUCAUAUACCAAAGAAAAGAAAAAAGGAAAAGCAAAAAAGAAGAGACUGACAAAAGCAGACAUUGGAACUCCAAGCAACUUCCAACACAUUGGACACGUUGGCUGGGAUCCAAACACAGGUUUUGAUGUUAACAAUUUGGAUCCAGAGUUGAAAAACCUCUUUGAUAUGUGUGGAAUUUCAGAGGCUCAGCUGAAAGACAAAGAAACAUCCAAGGUUAUAUAUGAUUUUAUUGAAAAAACAGGAGGAGUGGAAGCCGUUAAAAAUGAGUUACGUAGACAAGCUCCUCCACCACCUCCGCCCUCUCGGGGCGGUCCCCCUCCCCCUCCUCCUCCACCACCACAUAGCUCAGGGCCACCUCCUCCUCCUGCCCGGGGAAGAGGAGCUCCCCCUCCCCCUCCUUCAAGAGCUCCAACAGCAGCACCACCUCCCCCACCUCCUUCUAGACCUGGUGCUGCUGCGCCCCCUCCUCCGCCAAAUAGGAUGUAUCCUCCCCCUCCUCCAGUUCAUUCUUCCUCUGCACCUUCAGGCCCACCUCCACCCCCUCCACCACCAUCAGGUGGUUCUGUGCCUCCACCCCCGCCUCCACCCCCUCCCCCUCCCGGUCCUCCUCCCCCACCUGGUCUUCCAGUAGAGGUUGACCAUCAACUUCCAGCUCCUUCAGGAAAUAAAGCAGCUCUCUUAGAUCAGAUCAGAGAAGGUGCCCAAUUAAAAAAAGUAGAACAAAACAGCCGUCCAGUCUCCUGCUCGGGAAGAGAUGCACUACUUGAUCAGAUACGACAGGGUAUACAGUUGAAGUCUGUGAAUGAUGGCCAAGAGACUGCACCACCUACGGCUGCACCAACCUCGGGUAUUGUGGGAGCACUAAUGGAAGUUAUGCAGAAAAGGAGCAAAGCCAUUCAUUCUUCAGAUGAAGAUGAGGAUGAAGAAGAUGAAGAAGACUUUGAAGAUGAUGAUGAAUGGGAUGACUGAUCAAUAUAUUAUAUCAUAUAUAUAUAUUUUUAAGGUGAAAUACUAAACUACUUUCUGUCUAUGGAUUCUGUAAAAUUAUCAUGUAAAUGUUCUACCUAUUUGCUGUAUAUUUUUGUUGCCUUUUGCUUUUUUUAUUAAUCUGUGCAAUACCUCAUUUAAUCUGUAAAUGUUUGUCAUAAUCCUAUACAAAGUUACUCCCUACCUAAUGUGUACAAGUUUACAUCAGGUUGCUCAAUGUACAUGUGAAUACUUUCCAUUCCAUCAAUAAGGGAGUUUUAAUGUAAUAUGCGAAAUUGACAAACACACCUUAAAUGUAUUUAGUUAUAAUGCAAGAAGGAAAACACUAUUUUCAUACCCUACUUUUUCUGUAUCUAAAUUUUCUUAUUAAAACCUAGUAUAACACUACAUUCUUUAAGCAAUGCAGUUCCUAGUUUUAGUCCCUUCAUCUUGGAAACUAUGCUAUAUGGAUGAGGCUGAUAAAACAAAGAACAUUUUCACUUCCUGACACUACAGUUCAAAUUUAGCAUUUAAGCUAUGCAUAAAACACUCACUACAAAAAUUAAGCAGUUAUGGAAAUUUCCCCUGAUUCUAGAGCAGUGUUGCCUGCUUUUUGGAGAGCGUUGAGAACUGACUACUGAAUCUAGAAACAUCCCAGUUGGUCGCAUUUUUGGAUGUAAACGACCUUUGUGAUUUUUGCCAGCUACCUUUCGCUGUGAAGAGAGGAGUCUACGUUUCUGGCAACUGCUGCAGUCAUUAUUUAUUUUUAUAUAAUGAUUUUUUUUACUGAAGGGCUGUGGUUAAUGCUUGUUCUGAUCAAUAAUAGAUUUAAAUUUUAAAAUGUGUAGGUCAUUGGUAUACUAAUAAAUGGAUUUAAGUGGUGUAACUCUGCAGUCUAUGGAUUAUGGUACAAACCUACACAAUUAGGCACCAGGUCCUACAUUUAAAAAAUAAAAAAGCAUUUAAUCAGGGAUAGGUGCCUUAAGUACAUGCUUUUUCUAACUGUGAUAGGCUUCCCCUAAGGUGAUGGGAGCAGUUAGUAGGAGAGAGGAAUGGCAGAAGCAUGAGUUCCUCACUUCAUUGCCUCUUCCCUCAACCUAGGCUUCUGUAUUUCUUUUGGCCAGGUAGUUGAGAGUGGGUGACUUCUCUGCUCAUCAACCUGUUUGUGUUGACAGUGCUGAAGUCCAGUUCAAUAUUCAACACAGGCUUCCCUAUGGCUCCUCAAGCUUUGUAGGUCAGUGCUCUGCUUCCUCUUGACUCUAAAUCUCUAGACCAUGAAACGAGAGUGGGCAGAGUUAAUUGAACUGCCUUUUGCCUUUUGGGAGAGGCUCCUACAGAGUUUGUGAGCCACUGCUUUUUUAUAUGUACCGAACUUGCAUAUUGCAAUGUUCGAUUUGUCUUGUGUUUAGAGAUAAUACCAAGGGAUAUGAUCUUAAAAGAUGGAAGGCCCUAUGCUUGGAAUUGCAUUCCAAUACAUGAUGGGAAAAUGCGUUCUCAUCUUAAUUUUCAUCUUUACUAAUACUAAAUAUUUGGAGUAUCUGCCUAUUUUUCAUGCAGUACUGCAUUUAAGAUAGACAUUGUCAAUGCUAAUACUGUACUUGCAGCAAGACAACACUUAGAUAAAAAAAACAUUAGAAAUAUCACUUGUCACACUGAUGCAAAAUGUUUCAAGUGAGACAUAUUUGGAGUACAAUUAACACAUGCUUCCUUUCUCUUUCUUUUUUUUUUCUUCUUACUCUAUUCAUGGUAUAUUGGAUAGAAUUGUAUUUACUGAAAUCCAGUGUUGGCCUGAUCUUGACAGGCGGGACCUGCAUGAUAUGGCUUUGAUAUCUAGUGCAGUUAUAAUGUAUGUCAAGCAUUUUUAAUUGCAUAAGGAGAACAGGAUCUAAAAGGUUAUGUUGAUGAAAGAGAGUGUGGUAAAGCAGAAGCUAAAUUAUUCAGAAGAGAAUCUUUUUUCUUCUUCUUUUAAGCAGAUGACAUGGGAUGGGAGAUUUUCAAAGUAUCUUUCUCCUUCACAGCACGGCCUGCUGCCAGAAAGACUUUCAACUAGCAUUGCUGCUAGUAUGGCUUGAGGACUUUGAGCAGUGUGGCGGAAGCCUGAGUAAAUGCUAUAUAGAGGGAUUAAGAAUGUGUGCACAUGGGAGGGGGAUAUUAAUGGCCUUCGGUACAGUUUUUAGUGUUGUCUCUGUAGUUCUGAUAUCAUAAAGGGCAUUUUUAAAGUGGAUACUGCUCAGGUGGCCUCCAAAGAUGUUACUUUAUAUGCAUAAAUUAAGCACAUACUUCUGGAGUUGAGAGAAUUCGGGAAGAUUUAAUAUUUUUGGGAUACUUGUGUAAUCCAUUAAUCACUUGCCCAACAGGCUUUUGUUCGUUUGUUUUUUCCUAUAGAAAGUGUAUCCCCAUAAUUGCACAAGAGUUCAAAUGUUUUGCUUUCAAUAGCCUAUUGUAUGGUUUUAAUUUAAGGCAUGACUGCAGUUGCAAUAAGGCUAAAAAAUCACAGCUGCAUGUUUCGCAUUCUCCUGCUUCCAUUGUGGGCAGGAGGUGGUGUUUCAUGUCAUUGAAUCACUACUGCUCACUGUUGUAACAAGGCAGCCUCAUGCACCUGUUAAAUUGACUGCCCAAGUAGCCUUGGCAAUUAGCAAAUGAGCAUGAGGACUAUAUCUCAACACUACGCUUAGACAAUAUCAGCUAGCCGCUUGUACUCUGAAAACAUCUCAAUCGUUCAGUUUUCCAUUUCAACAAAUUGAAAUUCUUGGUAUGUGAAUUUUCGUUUUGGCUCUUUCUUCCUUUCUUUCUGAAAUGUACAGUGAAUAGGAUGUUGCACUGGUGGCAAUUCAUCACGGAGCAUAAUAAAAUUAAUUUGACUCGG
Molecule: messenger RNA, 4409 nt
Organism: Elgaria multicarinata webbii
Lineage: Eukaryota; Metazoa; Chordata; Lepidosauria; Squamata; Anguidae
Gene: WASL
Product: WASP like actin nucleation promoting factor
Biological process (GO): actin filament organization
Molecular function (GO): actin binding
Source: RefSeq, a predicted model, not a curated record